GGCUGUCUGUCAAAUUGUCAGUGUCAGGAUUGACGCGAGUUUGUUGUCUUUUGGGUUGGAUUAGAUUAGUUAUUAGUUUGUUAUGCGUUAAAGCUCUGGUUUUAAUUUAUAAUCAACAUUUUUUUACAGGAGAGGAUUUGGCUAAAUUUUAAUACAGGAUAAAUUAAAUUUUUGCAAUUUAUUCAGAACAAUUAUAUUUCAUCGGUAAAAAAUAAUAUUUUUAAAGGGUGGACACUAUAAACAUUCAAAAUGAUAAUUGAUAGAAGACUUAUAAAUGUCGCGACAUUGGGACUUGCAUUCAUGUUGGUAUUUACUGCUUUUCAAACGAUGGGAAACAUUGAGCAAACUGUGCUAGAGAGUAUUCAUAAAGAGGACCCAACGUUCACAGGCAAUGGCUACACAAGCCUGGCCAUCAUCUACUCUGUGUUUGCUGUGUGCAACUGGCUGUCCCCGUCCAUGAUCAGUGUAUUGGGACCUCGGCUUACCAUGUUCAUUGGAGGCAUCAUCUAUGGACUGUUCAUUGCAUCGUUCCUGUGGCCCCAGACAUGGCUGCUGUACUCAGCCUCAGCCCUGAUCGGAGUGGGAGCUGCGGCAAUCUGGACUGGCCAAGGGACCUAUUUAACUCUGAACUCUGACUCUACCACUAUAUCCCGCAAUUCUGGUAUCUUCUGGGCUAUGUUGCAGAGCAGCAUGUUCUUUGGCAACAUAUUCGUGUCUUUUGCAUUCCACAACAAGACUCAGAUUGACGCCGGCACGCGCACGUUGGUGUUCAGCGUGUUGUGUGCGGUCUGUGGCCUGGGAGUUGUGGUGUUGCUGCUGCUGCCUCGGCCUCGGACCCACGAUGGUGAAUGUGUGCCACAAACUGAGGCUGCACCUCUGAAGGCUCUCAAAGGCGCUUUCACCCUCUUUCUUACAAAGGAGAUGUUGUUACUUUGUGUAACUUUUCUGUACACAGGCUUUGAACUGUCUUUCUACAGUGGUGUGUACAGCUCUUGUAUUGGUUUUACCAAGGAGCUGGGCGAAGGAGUCAAGACUUUGGUGGGUCUGUCUGGGAUCUUCAUUGGCUUCGGAGAAGUGCUUGGAGGUGUGGUGUUCGGACUUCUUGGCACUCGAACCAUCCGUUGGGGCAGGGAUCCGAUUGUGAUCCUAGGAUUCAUCAUCCAUAUGGUGGCAUUUUUUAUCAUCUACCUCAACCUGCCAGACUCUGCCCCCUUUGGUGACACUCCAGAGAAGGCAUACAUACAGAGCAGUGCGAUGUUGGCCAUCUUCUGCAGUUUCCUGUUGGGUCUGGGUGAUAGCUGUUUCAACACCCAGGUUCUGUCAAUCCUGGGUGGGAUGUACCCUGAUGACAGUGCUCCAGCCUUUGCUAUCUUCAAGUUCACCCAGUCAUUAUCAGCUGCUGGCAGCUUCUUUUACAGCAACCAGGUGGGACUACACAUGCAGCUGUACAUGUUGGCUGCGUGGGGUACUGUGGGGACCUUUACGUUCUGUCUAGUCGAGGGCAUGAACAGGCGUCUGCAGGCAUACACCCCCUCAUCUGUCGUUGUGGUAUCAGAUCCCAAACAGAAAUAGGGCAUGCAAUAGUUACCUGAGAGGACAGAAGGGAAUCUUUACAGAGGCGUACUGGUUUUGUAUGUUGGUUUUAUUCAUGUACAAACAUUUCAAUGUGAUUCAUAGGUGUUUGUUUGCCAUCCUAGAUCAAAUACAUUUGAGAAAAUGUAGAAUAUUUUGAAGUGUUCCAUCACUAACAACAAAGCUAAAACUGCCAUAUCAAUUGAAAAAAAAAAACAACGAAGUUACACGUUUAAAAAGUGAUAGAACUAAAAUUAAUUUAUUAAUAAGGUAGUUUUGGGCUGUUACAGAAUUUGGUGAUUCCAUUCAACUGAACUGGUGAUAAGAAAUGUACUAUUUACCAAGCAACUAAUUCAUUAUUAGUAAUAUUUACUUAAUUUUGAAAAAUUAUAAUAAUUAUGUGUUUACAAUGUCAUGUCUUUAUUGCAUUCAGUAGGAAUCCUCACUGGCAAAGAUUCUUUGACCAAUUUUCAGUAUCAUUGAUUCUUGGAAUUUUAUCCUCUGAAGGUGCUAAUAUGUAAGACACUUGUUAUGAAACAUUUUAAAGACAUAAAUUUGCAUACUUGUUUACUAAGACAAAUGUAAAUAGAAAAUUACAGUGCGUAGAUUUAAACCAUGUAUUACUGAAAUUUUAAUCUUUGAAUAAAAAUUACAAACAAUCAAAAGAGGUUAGCCUACAUUAAAAACAGCAUUUAUGAUUUUAUUUUGAGGAUUGAUUUUUUAGCUAUACAUAUUUGAAUGUAUAACAAACAAUAAAGAUAUUGAUAUAGCCUAGACCAACAAUAAAUUACUGUACCAAACAAAAGAUGAAGUCUUGAGACAAUUAUUAUCUGUUGGGUCAGUUGCAAAUACAAAACUGUAAGAUUGAGCAACUUCAAAUACAAGAAAAUUUUAUGAAUUUUCCUGAAAGACUUUUGAUGAUUUUUUAUACGUAGGUGAUAGAGAUGUUUUCCAAUUUUAUAUAAUAAGUAAAAAUAGAUAGUUUUUGUGUAAUUUUGUCUUCCAACCCUUUUGUGUCUGUAAAUAUCCUGUAUAUUAUUGUAAAUGUAAAAUGGUAUUAAUAAAUGUCUUAGGUUUUUAUUUUUAUGUUUAUGAUUAUUUAAGUAGAUCCAUCCUUAUGGAGAUAUAUUAAUAUAUUUAUACAAUUCAAACUAGGAUCUUUAUCAAAGAUAUAUUUAUUUUAAAUAAUAGAUAUAAUAAUAUAUAUUUAAAAUAAAAAUAGAACUCAUUACUUUGUGAUUUAAAAUAAAAUGACAGGUAUGUUUCAAUAUUUAAAAGUAAAAUUAACAAAAUACAAAUAUGAGAUGCGUUUGGAAAGUAAGUAGCCUACCAUUUCACCAUAAACCACAACGUCACUGUGUUCGGCACUUGUUUCUUAAUUUCAUCAUCUCCAAACUGAUGCCAUUACAAUUGACUAAUCUUAUUUUGUUUGCUAUGGUUGUUUAAGAUUUUCAAAACGAUGACCCUACUCGCUGUCUGAUUUGAUUUAUUAUUUGGUUUUUGAAUGCAAGUAAUGUCUAGGCAGCAGAAAUUCAUAAUCAGAUUACAGAGAUUAACAGUGAAAGUGAAAUUAGUGAUGGAAUUGUGCAAAUAGUUUCUGAAGUUCAAUGAAGGGAUUAUUAUUUUUCAUAUUCUUUUCAUAUUAUUUUUUACUGUUUCCUAAAAAUGUACCCUUUUAGUGCUACUAUCUCCAGCCUACUAGUGUAUCUAAGAGUGCCAACCAAUUUUACCAAACAUGUAGUAGUUUUGGAAAAGAUUAUAAUAUAUUUAUUUUAAGAAAUAAUUUGAAAGUUUUUGAAAUGUUUUGUUAAUUACAAAAUAGUAAACAGACGUACAUAAAAUAUCUUUUCCAACUAUGUAAAUAUAAGACCAAAAAAUCAAUAAAUUGUAAAAAUAGUUCAUUUGUAA
Messenger RNA from Homalodisca vitripennis (glassy-winged sharpshooter), 3480 nucleotides. RefSeq names its product UNC93-like protein MFSD11. The coding region runs from base 250 to 1572 and encodes 440 amino acids. The transcript has 8 exons. Lineage: Eukaryota; Metazoa; Arthropoda; Insecta; Hemiptera; Cicadellidae. The record is from RefSeq and is a predicted model, not a curated record.